AUGCUGCCAAGUGCGCGCGGGCGGCGCUCCGGGCAGGGGCCUGGGCGCCGCGGCCGGCGGGGCGGGACCGGGCUGGCCGAGGAGGCGCGCGGGGCCGGGCGGGCGCGGGCCGCGGGCCGCGCAUGGGGCUGCGCAAUUAGGCUGCGCGCGCCGCGCGGGGCUCCAGCCGCCGCCGCGGGACGAGGGACGCGGGACGCGGGCGCUCCGGCACGGCGCCGUGUCCGGCCCCCGACCCGGCCCGUCGGCGCCUCACAUCGCGGCUCGCGGCGCUCCGGAGCCCGCGCGCUCGGGACCGCCGCGCGUCGCCGUGGGUCGUCGCCGAAGUCGCGGGCGCCCGGCGGACGCGUGUUUGGGGUGCGCGGCGGCGGGGCGGGCGCCGGGACCUGCUUGCUGACGCGAGGAGGAAACAAACUUUUGCUCGACUCCGCCGGCGCCGUCUCCGCCGCGCGCGCGGCAGCUCCUCUUAUAGCGCGUCCCUGCUCGGUCGCCCCCCUCGCGCGCCCUCCCCUCCCCCUGCCAGCUGACUCGGGCCCCUCCCGGAGCGCGGGCCUCGGCGCGGGCUCUCCGUCCCCGCGCCUCCUUUGUCUGGCCGCUGGCCCCGCCGGCCGCGCCGCUGGCGGUCACUUCCUGUGGCCGCCGCCCGGCCGAGGAGCGCCCCUUCGCCCGCGGUGGCAGGCCGGGACGACGGCGCCGCGCUCGCCGCGCUCCUCAGGUGCCCCCUCUGCGGACGUCCCGCCGGCGCGGCGCGCCCUCGGCCGGGGCCGGCGCCUGCCCGGGCCGCGAGCUCCUGGGCGGCCGGCCGAGGCCCGGGGCCGCGCGCUCCGUCCUGGCGCAGGCGGAGGCGCGGGCGGCGGCCGCGGACUUGGGCGAGCAACUUUCCGGUUCGGAAGCGGCGCCCGCCGCGCGGCUCCUCCCCCGCGCUGUCUCCCCGCCCCCCGGGCCCCCGCCCCGCCACCCGGCGGCCUAAAAUGGGGGGUGGGAGGGGAGGGGGAAGGGGAAGGGGAGGGGGCCGAGGGGCGGCCGCUCGCCUGCCCCCCUCCCCGCCCGGCCCCGGCCCGGAGCGCGUUCCAGGGGCUCCCGGCGCGCGUCCAGGGAGGUGCGGGGAGCCCGCGGCCGCGGCCCGCACAGGGCCGAGAACGGCAACCCCGGGCCCGGCCCCGGGCGGGAGCUUGGUGGCCACCGUCUUCCAGGGGCUGCGGAGGGUGACGUGGGGCAGUGCACUUCUGGGAGAAGAAUCGAGCCCCGGCUCCCAUGGCGCCCGGAGCCCUUCUCAGGAAGCGCGAACCCGGCUCGGCCCCGCAGCCCCGGCCCCGCGCGCCGUCGCCUCACUGGGCCACUGCCCGCGCUCCGGGCGCUCUCAGGGGCUCCAGGCCCACUCGGGCCCUUCCCCCGCCGGCCCUUCUCCCACAAACGGCCCCGCGCCCCCGGGAUUUUCUGGGGCUUCCAAAUGCGUUGUUAGUUUCGUUGACUUCCUUGCAUUUUCCGCGAGGUGCGGGCGUGGGGGGCAGUCUUCGGGUCGCUCCAGGGAGACGAAUCCGAGACCCCGGCCCUUCCUUCGCCAGGAGCCAGCCUCAGGGGGGCCGAGGCCUCGCACAGGUCCUGGUGCGAUUGUAAACGGGAAAGUGAAGCCGGCUGGUCCCCAGUGCAUUUGUGGGCACCGCGGGUCCCCUGAAGUGAGCGGGGCACGAACGCGAGGCGUGGGGCUCUCCACGAUCGCCCACGAGGCUGGGCGCUCUGGGUGAAGCUGUAGGCUCCGUGUGCCCUCGGCGCGGGCUGCGCUGGGGUUUCGUUGCGAAAAACGAGCAAAGGGAGACUGGGAGACGGUCCCGACGCAGAUUCCCCUCCACGAGAAGUAAACCCUGCGGUGCCCCCCUUUUUAAAUGACUUGGGUAAACAAAGCAAUUAAAAAAAAAACAAAAAACUUAAAGGUCGAAAACAAAAGGCACGCUCCUUCCUGACUUAACCUGCUUCCUCCCUCCUGGCUCCCUGCACUCAGAUCAGAAACUUUUAAUUGUUUGUAUUCAGUGCGGCAAGUUUUAAUGAAAACAUAUGUCUUCAGUUUGAAUCGCAACAAAAGAUUUAUUGCGAAGUGAUAACGUGUCAACGGAAUAUUUUCACAGAUGAGAGCCAGGUUCUGUCCCCCGGCUGUGCCCAGAUUAGAGAGAGAGGGGCUUCAAAGCUGCGCAGCCCGAGGUACCCCCGGCCCCGACCAGGUCCGUCACAUGACCAUCGUCUAUAAAAAUAUUGUAAUACCUACAUACUAUUGCAAAAACAAAAGUUGUUUUUCUUCCCUAUAAUUAAAUCUAAUUUGUUAAUUGUC
Molecule: messenger RNA, 2320 nt
Organism: Choloepus didactylus (southern two-toed sloth)
Lineage: Eukaryota; Metazoa; Chordata; Mammalia; Pilosa; Megalonychidae
Product: collagen alpha-1(I) chain-like
Exons: 3
Coding region: 1-1206 (401 amino acids)
Source: RefSeq, a predicted model, not a curated record